Messenger RNA from Rhodotorula graminis WP1, 1407 nucleotides. RefSeq lists its product as uncharacterized. The record is from RefSeq and is a predicted model, not a curated record. The coding region runs from base 1 to 1407 and encodes 468 amino acids. Lineage: Eukaryota; Fungi; Basidiomycota; Microbotryomycetes; Sporidiobolales; Sporidiobolaceae. The transcript is spliced from 12 exons.
AUGCAGCUCCUCUCGAUCCUGCUCAUCCUCGUCGGCGGCGCCUCUCUCGCCGCCACGGCGCCGACAUGCGGUCCGAGCACUUUCGUCGGCACGGACGGCGCAUGCGUGCCCUGCCCUUCUCCCUUAGCGACGUGCUCGAGCGCGACGCAGGCUCUUACGUGUGACCGCGGUCUAUGGCUCACACCCGACAAGAAGAAUGCCGCAACGUGCUCGGACGCAAGCGCCACGGGCGCCACCUCCUGCAUCGAUGGCUGGUGCCUCUCGGCGGGUCAGUGCUUCUACAGCAAGCGUCUCCCAGCCGGCACCUACUGCCCGAAUCGUGUUCUCCAGCUGUGCCCUGGCGGGUCUGGCGUCACCAAGUGCGACUCGGCCGGCGCGACGGUCGCCUGCAACAGCGGCGACGGCUACCACCUCCAGAGCUCGAGCAAGAGCUGCGUCUUGUGUCACGGCUACGAGCUCUGGGACGCAGCGAGCGAGAAGUGCGUCUGCGCGAGCGGGACCUACGCAACCGACAUCGUCGGCUGCGCACAGUGCACCGACUUUGGCGCACUCGUCAAGACCUGCACCGAGGCUGGCCCGCUCACGUGCACGGACGGCAACGUGCUGUACGACGGUCGCUGCUUCGCAAGCUGUCCGGCGGCCACUUUUGCCGACUCGCCCAGCACGUGCAAGGCGUGCGACUCGGGUGUCGCGGCGUGCUCUGGCGCGGGUCCUGGGUCCGCCACCGCAUGCGGGACCGACUCGAGCGGUACGCAGCUCUACUUGUACCAGGGCAACUGCGUGACGAGCAACCAGUGCCCGACUGGCGCCAACUAUGUCCCGCCGGGCACGUUCGCCGACGCGACGAGCGGGACGUGCGUCGCCUGCGCCGAGCGUUUCGGCGAGGGCGCGUACACCUGCACGUCGCAGGGUGCGACAGGCUGCAUCAACGCCAUUGCGCACGAGGGAAGGUGCCUCGCGUCGUGCCCGGGCGGCACGUAUCAAGAGGGCCAGCACUGCAACUCUUGCAGUACGCUGUCGUCGGGGAGCCCCUGCAGCCUCGACAUGGCGACGUCUUGCAACUACUUGCUCGACGAGGCGACGAGCACCUGCACGUCGUCGUGCCGGCUCAACCCGAGCGGCUCGCUGCCAGCCACCUACCGCAGCGGCAGCGCCUGCAAGUCGUGCGGCCCGCUCAACGUCUAUGCGUGCGACGAGGGCGGGCCGUAUCAGUGCCUCGGGCCGUCGACGUACCUCCCGAGGGCCCGCCGGCCGCACAAGUGCAUCACGGUCGACCAGUGCCUCGCGCUCGGGCAGGACAGGUUCAUCCAACGCUACGGGCCGGGCAAGAUCCUGUUCGAGUGCACCACCUGCAAUGCGGGGAUGGUGCCCACCAGCGAUAAAUACAGGUGCGUCUACGGUCCUUGA